Messenger RNA from Andrographis paniculata, 3027 nucleotides. RefSeq names its product katanin p80 WD40 repeat-containing subunit B1 homolog KTN80.2-like. Lineage: Eukaryota; Viridiplantae; Streptophyta; Magnoliopsida; Lamiales; Acanthaceae. The record is from RefSeq and is a predicted model, not a curated record. Gene Ontology annotation, molecular function: microtubule binding. Bases 307 to 2601 code for a protein of 764 amino acids. The transcript has 19 exons. Gene Ontology annotation, biological process: microtubule depolymerization; microtubule severing. Gene Ontology annotation, cellular component: katanin complex.
GUGUGUAUAUUCGGGUAUAUACAGACAUAGGACUCGUUUGCUUUUGUAGAGCGCUGUCGAAAUCUCUCCGCGCUGAAGGCUUUCCUUUUUCGGUGGUUUACCCUUUGAGAGGGUCUAUUGGAUUGGAUUGGAUUGGAAAUCUUCGCCAUUUAUCGCGAAUUGAAUGCAGAGAUGCGUCAAGAACAAGAAGACAGAGGGAUUAUUUGUGUUUCUCGAGUUGUACUCAGCCGUCCUCAGUGAGGUUUUGGGUCUCCGUUUCGGGGCAAGGCACCGACAGUCGACAGCGGCGUGAUUUUGGUGGAGGAAAUGGCGAAGCGUGGAUAUAAACUGCAGGAAUUUGUGGCGCAUGCUGGGAGUGUAAAUUGUUUGAGCUUUGGGAAAAAGAAUUAUAGAGUGUUUAUAACAGGUGGAGAUGAUCAGAAAGUGAACCUUUGGUCCAUUGGAAAGCCCACAUCUCUUGCGAGUCUGUGUGGUCACAAUAGCCCAGUUGAGUCUGCAGCAUUUGAUUCAGGAGAGGUUUUAGUGGUAGCUGGCUCGUCUUCUGGAGCCAUAAAGUUGUGGGAUUUGGAAGAAACUAAGAUGGUUCGCACUCUUACUGGACACAGAUCCUAUUGUACUUCUGUUGAAUUCCACCCAUUUGGCGAGUUUUUUGCAUCUGGCUCAAUGGAUACCAAUCUAAAGAUAUGGGACAUUAGAAAGAAAGGGUGCAUCCACACAUAUAAAGGUCAUACUCGAGGGAUAAGUAAUAUAAGAUUCACUCCUGAUGGUCGCUGGGUAGUAUCCGGUGGAUUAGAUAAUGUUGUUAAGGUAUGGGACUUGACUGCAGGAAAGUUGUUGCAUGAUUUCAAGUUUCAUGAGGGACAUAUCCGGUCCUUAGAAUUUCACCCUCUUGAGUUUCUUUUAGCGUCAGGUUCGGCUGACAAAACUGUGAAAUUUUGGGAUCUGGAGACAUUUGAGAUGAUUGGAUCUACCAGACGUGAGGCUUCUGGAAUAAAAUCACUAGCUUUCCACCCAGAUGGAAAAUCCAUUUUCUGUGGACUAGACGAUAGUUUAAAGGUUUUCUCAUGGGAACCUAUAAUUUGUCACGAUUCUGUCGACAUGGGCUGGUCAUCACUUGGCGAUCUUUGCAUUCAUGAUGGGAAACUUUUGGGUGGUGCAUAUUACGAAAACUCAGUUGCUCUUUGGGUAGCAGAUGCUUCGCUUAUAGAGCCGUACAGCACAAGAUUGACUACACAGCAAUCGAAGCUGGAAUGUGAUACUCAGGGAAAUCUUCUCGACAAAGAAGCAGACCAUCCAAAGCUAAAAUCAAAUAUGCAUUCCACAACCCCAGAUAGUGAUAAUAAGGAUGUGAAAACUAUAUAUGUUGACUGUGUAAGUUCUGUAACACCGAAGAUUAUUGAUUCCGUAGACACUCCUAAGGGUGUAUGUACAUCUGACUCCAAGGAAAGUAAUGCUAUUGGAGUUCACAAGCAUAGCUUUCCCCCAAAACCUAGCACGCCGGUGGUUAAUAAGAAAACCCUUGUUAUGCCUAAUAUAGUUCCUCGUGAUGGUUCCAAUGGAAAGCAUUUCAUUGGGUCUAGAAGGGAAUCUCUUGGUUCAGCAAAGGCUUUCAUUGGCAUGCCUGUUAAGCCAUCUUCUGCGAGGAGGCUAUCUAGCAGUAGGUUUGAUAUGGAAAGAAUGGCUGUGUCCCAUGAGUCUGAUACUCGCAAUAACAUUAAAACUCCUCUGAGAAGAAAAAUGGAUUCAGGCCUCCGUAACCGACUCAUCACUGAUGAAUUUGCCAAUGAAUCCUCUGAAGGAAAACUAUCAAAUCACAAGAUUGUUACGGAGAAGUUUGAUAGAUUAUCAUUACCCUCAACAAAUAAUCCGAUUCUGGAUUCCAGUAAAAGGACAAAUUCCCCAAGAGUAGUCAAUGGAGGUGCUGCUACACAUCGAAGGACGCCUAGUUCGGUUGAAAGGUUUGCAAAAAAUGACGAAAUUCAAAAGCCAGAGAGGGAUGCUGGUGCAAUUGCUGGCCCUCCAGAAAGCCUCCCAUCCCAGAGCAUUGACAAAAAUUUGGUAACCAGAGAAGGGUCAAUUGUGGAUGAUAGCGUUGUCAUAGAAAAUCUAAUGCAGAAUCAUCAAAUGACAUUGCCAGCAUUAGAGUCUCGAUUAACUAAGUUACAGGUGGUUCGGCAGUUUUGGGAAAGGAAUGAUAUUAAGGGUGCCAUAAAUGCUGCGAGGAAAUUGUCUGAUCAUUCUGUGCAGGCAGAUUUUAUCUCUAUUCUCAUGCCCUGUGGGCUGGAAAUUAUUACGCUCGACCUGUUUUACUGCUUGCUUCCCAUGCUUUUAGCACUAUUGGAAAGCAGAACAGAAAGACACAUUAUACUUUCCCUGGAAAUGCUCGUUAAGUUGGCCGCAGUCUUUGCCCCGAUCGUCCAUACAACAGUCUCAGCACCUCCAGUCGUCGGAGUUGAUCUCCAUGCCGAGGAGAGGAUUGAAUGCUGCAAGCGAUGCUUCGAUCAUCUCCAGGAGCUGCGAACAACACUUCCGGAGUUAAUGCAGCGUGGAGGUAAUGUUGCCCGAUACGCACAGCAGCUAAACCUCGUUGUCCAAAUGUAGCCGUUAGCAACUUAGUAUAGCAUAGAAGACAAUUUAAAAUCAUUUCAAAACGAAGAUAGGGAGUUCAUAGGAAAUUAAUUGUAGUUUUGGACGAAGUUGUAAUAUUCGUUUUGUUUCUACUUGGGCCUGCUCGAAAUAUGUCGAAAGAAGUGGAGCAAUUUGUCAAAUACAGAAACGGGGGUGGUAAGUUCUGGAAAAAGAGAAGGGUAUUAAAGUCCUUUUAUAUAUCUUCAUCAAAUAUUAUUUCAUAAAUAUUAAAUAAAUUAUUCGAUUCAAGACCAAACCCCAUAUACGUUGUUUGCGUCUGUCGUCCAAGCAAGGAGUUCUUCGAGAAAUCAGAAGGAAAUUGAGAGGAAUCCUUAUCUGUUCUCGGUCGACGUGGAUUGCCGGUGGGUAACGUGCGCAGCGGCGGCGAGAGUCGGUGGA